This is a messenger RNA of Hemisphaericaspora subhashii, 1599 nucleotides long. RefSeq lists its product as uncharacterized. Gene Ontology annotation, biological process: mitotic spindle organization; microtubule-based movement. The transcript has a single exon. The coding region runs from base 1 to 1599 and encodes 532 amino acids. The record is from RefSeq and is a predicted model, not a curated record. Gene Ontology annotation, molecular function: microtubule motor activity; ATP binding; microtubule binding. NCBI's taxonomy places the organism in Eukaryota, Fungi, Ascomycota, Pichiomycetes, Serinales, Debaryomycetaceae.
AUGUCAGAGGAAUCCAAUAAUAUCAAAGUCACAGUUCGCGUGAGGCCGCUAUUACCGAGGGAGCUAACUAAGAAUGACAACAUCCCCGAACCAUCAUGUUUAGUUUCCAUGCCAACAAAUGAUCCAAAAAAGCUAGUUCUAGAAGUACCCAAAUCUGCAACACCAGGAGGGAAUGGUAGUGGUAGUAACAGUAGGCUGACAUCUUCUACUGAAGAGAGGAAGAUUUAUUACUUUGAUGAAUGUGUAUGGUCAUUUGACAAGCAACAUCCAAAUUUCACAGACAAUAAGAAAUAUUAUGACAAAACAGGAUCAGAACUUUUAACUCAUUUAUUCGAAGGUUAUAAUGUAUGUUUAUUAGCAUAUGGACAAACAAGUUCUGGGAAGACCUAUACCAUGAUGGGGAACAAAAGAGAGCCAGGAAUAAUCCCAUUGCUUAUGAAGGAUAUACUAAAACAGAUGGAAAUUUCUGUUCAUCAAAGAAUUAAUUGUGAACUUAAAUUAUCAUAUGUAGAAAUCUACAAUGAACAGGUAAAAGAUUUAUUAGGGAAUGGAGGAAGUUCAGUGAAAUGCAAAGUUAGAGAACAUCCUCAAACUGGUCCCUAUGUCGAAAAUGUCCUUGAGCAUCGUAUUAGUGAUUAUAAUCAUUUUUUGCAAUUAUUGAGCAAAGGGAACCACGCUAGAUCAACAGCUUCAACUUCAAUGAAUGAUACUAGUUCUAGAUCCCAUGCCAUUAUAACUCUUACGUUGAAACAAACCAGAUUUGAGUCAGUGAAUGGGGAACUGGACCUAGGUGAUGCAGCAGAAGAAAUGAUUUCAAAUAUCAAGUUAGUAGAUCUUGCCGGUUCAGAAAGACUUUCAAAGACUAAAUUAUACGGACAAAAAGAUAGAAUAAAAGAAGGGACAUUGAUUAAUAAAUCAUUGACUGUUCUCGGAAGAUGUAUAAAUCUAUUGGCAACUAAGAAUCCAUCUAAACCAAACGUUCUUGUACCGUAUCGUGAAUCAGCAUUGACUUAUAUAUUGAAAGAGAAUUUAUCAGGAAAUUCAAAGACGUGUAUGAUAUUUUGUGUUUCUCCAAUUGAUUUCGAAGAGACUCAUCAGACAUUAAACUAUGCUAAUGAAGUUAAGAAAAUAACAACUACAGCCAAGGCGAAUAAGACUAGAUUGGUUAACGUACCAGUCAAUUGGCAAGAAUUGCAAAAGACCGAUAAGACAAUUAUUGAUUCUUUGAAGAAUGAGAUUGAAGUUCUUACCUCAAAACUCAAUCGUUUGGAAUCUUCAGCAAGUGCAAAUGUAAAGGUAGAUCAAGAAGUAUCUAAAUUUGAUAAAAUUAUUGAAUAUCUUGAGAGUGAAUCUGCAAAAGUUAAAUUUGAGAAUAAAUAUUUGAAACUGUUAUUGGUUAAAAAGAAUAAGCAUAUUGAGGAAUUGGAUAAACAUAUGACAUAUAUUGAACAUCUGUAUGAUCUGUUAUUCACCCAAUACAAACAAUCUCAAAUGUUGAAUAUAGAAAAAGCUAAAGAGCAACUUCUUGAACAAACCCAAUCUAAUAUUUCCAAUAUUGAGAUUGAUUUACUAGAAUUUGAUCCUGCUAAAUUCUUUUAA